Messenger RNA from Opisthocomus hoazin, 5944 nucleotides. NCBI's taxonomy places the organism in Eukaryota, Metazoa, Chordata, Aves, Opisthocomiformes, Opisthocomidae. The record is from RefSeq and is a predicted model, not a curated record.
AUGGAGAUGCAGAGAUGGUCCACAAGGUGGAAAACGAGAAGGUGGCCCUGGGACUCGGCUCUAACCGUGCUGACCACCUUCGCUAUCCUUCUCCGGGCUGCAGAGGUCAGAGGAGCUGAACCCGUUGAUGUGCUAAAAGCAUUAGAAUUUCACAAUUCACCAGAAGGAGUGUCAAGAACAGCAGGAUUUUGCACAAACAGAAGGGAUUCAAAAGGAUCGGAUGUCGCCUACAGAGUUUCAAAAACUGCACAGCUGAGUGCCCCAACAAAGCAGCUGUACCCAGGUGGAGAUUUUCCAGAAGAUUUUUCAAUAUUAAUAACAGUAAAACCUAAAAAGGGUAUCCAGUCCUUCCUUUUGUCUGUCUACAAUGAGCAAGGAAUUCAGCAAGUAGGUGUUGAAGUUGGUAGAUCCCCUGUCUUCCUGUUUGAAGACCAAAAUGGAAAACCUGCCCCAGAAGAGUAUCCUCUUUUCAGAACAGUCAACAUUGCUGAUGGCAAGUGGCAUCGAGUAGCUAUUAGUGUGGAGAAAAAAAGUGUUACAAUGAUUGUUGACUGUAAUAAAAAAACUACAAAACCACUUGAAAGAAGUGACAAAACAGUUGUGGACACCAAUGGCAUCACUGUCUUUGGAACCAGGAUUCUGGAUGAAGAAGUUUUUGAGGGUGAGAUCCAGCAGCUGUUGAUUAUAGCUGACCCCAGAGCUGCAUAUGACUAUUGUGAGCAUUAUAGCCCAGACUGUGAUUCCCCAGUGCCCAGUGCUGCUCAGGCUCAAGAUCCUCAAGUUGAUGAGUACACGCCAGAAGAUUUUGUCGAAUAUGACUAUGAGUAUGGGGAUGCAGAUUAUAAAGAAACUGAUUCUGUAACAGAGGGACCCCCACUGUUCGAAGAGACAGUAGCACAAACAGAGGCAAACGUUGUUGAUGGAUUUGAAGAGUAUAGCAUAGCUGAAAAUGACUAUGGACCCCAGACAGAAGCUCCCUCAAGAACUACUGAAGCAAACGAGCAAAAUCCUGUUGAAGAAGUAUUUGCUGAAGAAUACAUAACUGGAGAGGAUUAUGAUAAAAAAAAUGAGGAAACUGAAUAUGGAAGCAGAGGAGUAGACCUCAGUGAAUCUGAUCUGCUGGUAGAUGGAGAUUUAGGCGAAUAUGAUUUUUAUGAAUAUAAAGAAUAUGAAGAGAAACCAACUGAUUCCACUAACGAGGAGUUUGGUCCAGGUGUUCCUGCAGAGACCGAUAUCACAGAAACGAGUGUGACUGGACAUGGGGCUUAUGGAGAAAAAGGCCAAAAGGGAGAACCAGCUGUGAUUGAACCUGGUAUGCUUAUUGAAGGACCACCAGGACCAAGAGGACCUGCUGGUCUCACAGGUCCCCCAGGUCUACAAGGUCCUGUUGGUCCUCCAGGUGACCCUGGUGAAAGGGGUCCACCUGGUCGCCCUGGUCUCCCUGGUGCUGAUGGUUUAGCAGGUCCCCCAGGUACCAUGUUAAUGUUGCCGUUCCGCUUUGGUGGAGAUGGUGAGAAGGGCCCAACAAUCUCAGCUCAGGAAGCUCAAGCACAAGCUAUUCUUCAGCAAGCUAGGAUUGCUAUGAGAGGUCCACCUGGUCCAAUGGGACUCACUGGAAGACCAGGUCCUGUGGGUGGACCUGGAGCAGCAGGUGCUAAGGGUGAAAGUGGUGAACCAGGUCCCCAGGGUCCUCGCGGUGUUCAAGGUGCCCCUGGUCCAAGUGGAAAAGCUGGCAAAAGGGGACGUCCUGGAGCUGAUGGUGCCAGAGGAAUUCCAGGAGAACCUGGUGCAAAGGGUGACAGAGGAUUUGAUGGUCUUCCUGGCCUCCCUGGUGACAAAGGUAACAGGGGAGACCGUGGCCCACAGGGACCUCCUGGCUUGCCUGGUGAAGAUGGAUCAAGAGGAGAAGAUGGGGAAGUUGGACCAAGAGGUCUCCCAGGUGAAGCUGGUCCACGGGGAUUACUGGGCCCCAGAGGUACACCUGGUCCCCCUGGACAACCUGGCAUUGCGGGUGUUGAUGGACCUUCAGGCCCAAAAGGAAACAUGGGUCCUCAAGGGGAACCAGGACCUCCUGGUCAGCAAGGAAUCCCAGGCCCACAAGGGCUUCCUGGUCCGCAAGGUCCUAUUGGACCUCCUGGUGAAAAAGGACCUCAAGGCAAGCCUGGCCUUCCUGGCCUUCCUGGUUCCGAUGGGCCUCCUGGUCAUCCUGGCAAAGAGGGUCAGUCUGGAGAUAAAGGUGCAUUGGGGCCUCCAGGUCCUCAGGGUCCCAUUGGCUAUCCAGGUCCUCGUGGUGUAAAGGGAGCUGACGGUGUCCGUGGUCUAAAGGGAUCCAAAGGUGAAAAGGGUGAAGAUGGUUUUCCAGGAUUUAAAGGUGACAUGGGCCUUAAAGGUGAUCGGGGAGAAGUUGGUCAGCCAGGUCCACGAGGAGAAGACGGUCCAGAAGGUCCAAAAGGUCGAGCAGGUCCAUCUGGGGACCCAGGUGCUGCUGGUCCAGCUGGAGAAAAGGGUAAGCUUGGUGUACCCGGAUUGCCAGGAUAUCCAGGAAGACAAGGUCCAAAGGGCUCAACUGGUUUCCCAGGAUUUCCAGGUGCCAAUGGAGAGAAAGGUGCAAGGGGAUUACAUGGCAAACCAGGCCCCAGGGGACAGCGAGGACCAACAGGUCCAAGAGGCUCAAGAGGUCCCAGAGGUCCCACUGGUAAACCAGGUCCAAAGGGUACUGCAGGCAAUGAUGGUCCUGCUGGCCCACCAGGUGAAAGGGGACCACAAGGGCCUCAGGGACCUGUUGGAUUCCCCGGACCAAAGGGACCUCCAGGGCCGCCUGGAAAAGAUGGCUUGCCUGGGCACCCAGGACAGCGGGGUGAGACUGGUUUUCAAGGAAAAACUGGUCCUCCUGGUCCUGGUGGUGUUGUUGGCCCUCAGGGUCCUACUGGUGAAACUGGCCCAAUUGGUGAAAGAGGUCAUCCAGGGCCUCCUGGCCCACCAGGUGAACAAGGCCUCCCAGGUGCUGCAGGAAAAGAAGGUGCUAAGGCUUGGGGUGGACCUGCUGGNNNNCCUGGAAAAGAUGGACCAGCAGGUCUUCGUGGUUUCCCUGGAGAGAGAGGCCUUCCAGGUGCUCAGGGUCCAGCUGGUCUGAAAGGAGGGGAAGGCCCACAAGGCCCACCAGGCCCAGUUGGUUCACCAGGGGAACGUGGAACAGCAGGCACUGCUGGCCCAAUUGGUCUACCAGGUCGUCCUGGACCGCAGGGUCCUCCAGGCCCCGCAGGGGAGAAGGGUGCUCCCGGUGAAAAAGGUCCUCAAGGUCCAGCUGGACGUGAUGGAGUACAGGGUCCUGUAGGACUGCCUGGUCCUGCUGGUCCUAGUGGUUCUCCCGGAGAAGACGGUGACAAGGGUGAAAUUGGUGAACCGGGUCAGAAAGGUAGUAAAGGUGACAAGGGAGAAAACGGUCCUCCAGGUCCACCGGGUCUCCAGGGUCCUGUUGGUGCCCCUGGUAUAGCUGGAGGUGAUGGGGAGCCAGGCCCAAGGGGUCAGCAAGGGAUGUUUGGGCAAAAAGGUGAUGAAGGUCCUCGAGGCUUCCCUGGCCCUCCAGGCCCUAUUGGCUUACAGGGUCUGCCUGGCCCACCAGGUGAAAAGGGUGAAAAUGGUGAUGUGGGUCCAAUGGGUCCACCUGGCCCUCCAGGUCCAAGAGGUCCCCAGGGUCCUAAUGGAGCUGAUGGUCCUCAAGGCCCCCCAGGCUCAAUCGGCUCUGUUGGAGGUGUUGGUGAAAAGGGUGAACCUGGAGAAGCUGGCAACCCUGGACCUCCUGGAGAAUCUGGAACAUCUGGUCCAAAAGGUGAAAGGGGAGAGAAAGGUGAGGCUGGUCCACCUGGAGCAGCUGGACCACCAGGUGCUAAGGGACCUCCAGGUGAUGAUGGGCCCAAGGGUAACCCAGGCCCAGUUGGUUUUCCUGGAGAUCCUGGUCCUCCUGGGGAACCUGGUCCAGCUGGUCAGGAUGGUGUUGGUGGAGAGAAGGGUGAAGAUGGUGAUCCUGGUCAGCCUGGUCCACCAGGUCCUUCAGGUGAAGCUGGCCCACCUGGUCCACCUGGAAAAAGAGGACCUCCUGGAGCAACUGGUGCUGAAGGCAGACAAGGUGAAAAAGGUGCAAAGGGUGAACCUGGUGCAGAAGGGGCUCCUGGAAAAACAGGUCCAGUUGGUCCACAGGGACCUGCAGGAAAACCUGGCCCAGAGGGUCUCCGGGGUAUUCCUGGCCCUGUGGGAGAACAAGGUCUACCUGGAGCACCAGGUCAGGAUGGCCCUCCUGGACCUCUGGGUCCACCUGGCUUGCCUGGCCUGAAAGGAGACCCAGGUUCCAAAGGAGAGAAGGGACAUCCUGGUUUGAUUGGCCUAAUCGGACCUCCAGGAGAACAGGGUGAAAAGGGUGAUAGGGGUCUUCCUGGCCCACAGGGAUCUCCUGGAGCCAAGGGUGAUGCAGGAAUUUCUGGUCCUGCUGGUCCACUGGGACCUCCUGGUCCUCCUGGUUUACCUGGUCCCCAAGGUCCAAAAGGUUCCAAAGGAUCCAGUGGUCCUGCUGGUCAAAAGGGUGACAGUGGGUUACCUGGUCCACCUGGUCCUCCAGGUCCUCCGGGUGAGGUAAUCCAGCCGCUGCCAAUCCAGUCACCCAAAAAGACAAGAAGAUCUCCUGAUUACAUGUUGUCUGAUGCUGGUGAUAAUAUUCUGGAUUAUUCCGAUGGCAUGGAAGAGAUCUUUGGUUCCUUGAAUUCACUGAAGCAAGACAUUGAGCAUAUGAAGUAUCCAAUGGGCACUCAGAAUAACCCAGCCCGAACUUGCAAAGACUUGCAACUCUGCCACCCAGACUUCCCAGAUGGGGAAUAUUGGAUUGAUCCUAAUCAGGGCUGUUCUGGAGACUCCUUCAAAGUAUACUGCAAUUUCACAGCAGGUGGGGAAACUUGCAUCUACCCCGAUAAGAAAUCUGAAGGGGUUAGAAUAUCGUCAUGGCCAAAGGAGAAUCCAGGAUCUUGGUUUAGUGAAUUUAAGCGAGGCAAACUUCUUUCCUAUUUAGAUGUUGAAGGCAAUUCCAUUAAUAUGGUCCAAAUGACAUUCCUUAAACUACUGAGUGCCUCUGCCAGACAAAAUUUCACUUACAACUGUCAUCAGUCCGUAGCUUGGCAUGAUGCAUCAUCUGACAGCUAUGACAAAGCGCUAAGGUUCUUAGGAUCGAAUGAUGAAGAAAUGUCUUAUGAUAACAAUCCUUACAUCAAAGCUCUUCACGACGGCUGUGCAGCAAGAAAGGGCUAUGCAAAGACAGUGAUCGAAAUCAACACACCUAAAAUAGACCAAGUGCCUAUAGUUGAUGUGAUGAUCAAUGACUUUGGUGAUCAGAACCAGAAGUUUGGAUUUGAAGUCAGUCCUGUCUGCUUCCUUGGUUAAGCUUAAGACAAAAUCAGAUCAACAAAAAUGUUGCACUUUGGUGCUACCAACCCACUUCAUGCCACAUGCAAGUUUUGAAUAAGGAUGGCAUAGAAAAUAUGUCUUGCUGUGUAUGUAUGUCUUAUCUAGAAGGUAAUUGUUGCCCUUGUAGGGCCAGAAUCACAUGACUUAAACUUAUUUUGCAAAGAUGCUGUGGCACAGACAGACAACAUAGGGCUCACUUCAGGAACACCCCCCCGCCUCUGGAUUCCUUUGGUGCUGUAAGAAAGUGAACGACAUGGUGCUCCUUCCAUUACAACAAAGAGGUGUUAAGAAAGUGUUUAAUAAAUUGUAAUUAUUCUAUGUACAGUACUAUACUGUUAGUUCUCUGUCCAUUUCCAAAACUUGCAUGUGUCUCUGAAUUGCAUCUGGCUCUUAUUUUAAAAUUACAAAACUACAUUGUCAAUAUUGUGUAUGUAUUCUGAAAAAAAUAAAGCUGUAAUUGCCAGUGAAGCCAAUUCCAUUUCUGAUUAAUAAUAAA